Messenger RNA from Podospora anserina S mat+, 2352 nucleotides. RefSeq lists its product as uncharacterized. The coding region runs from base 1 to 2352 and encodes 783 amino acids. The record is from RefSeq and is a predicted model, not a curated record. The transcript is spliced from 4 exons. Gene Ontology annotation, molecular function: histone deacetylase activity. Lineage: Eukaryota; Fungi; Ascomycota; Sordariomycetes; Sordariales; Podosporaceae.
AUGGAUCCACUAACCUCAGCCUUGUCGAAUCUGCGGGAGCCACGGCGGCGGCGUGGAAUUGGUGAAUUGCCUUCCUCGCUGGUCGCGGCAGCUCAUGGCCUUUCCGCAGAACAUCAACUUUUCCCCCACACACAAAACGGCGGCGCUGACUUUGAUUCUCCUACCUUUUUGUUGAGCCACGGCAGCGAAAGAACCUACAUCAAAUACGAAGACGAUACUCGUAUCAAUCUUCUCAACUGGCCCUCUCACCCUGGCCGCGCGAAGCUUGACUGGGACUCGAGCCGCGACCCAGAUCCCGGCUUCGAACCCAUUCCUUUCUGCCCACCGCUGCUGAGCCCGAUCCGGUUUUUGCCUUCUUCACGAGAGCACGAGCAUCACGAACUUGACGAGCUUUGCGAAACGAAGGAAACCCCCCCGCAACACACAUUCUCAUCCAUUCGCUUUGCAACAAUGUCGAAUUCCAACUCGACCGACCCAGCGGGUGUCGAGAGGACCAGGCCCCUCUUCGAGGUGGUCAAGAAUGACAAGAAAAGGGUUGCUUACUUCUACGACUCCGACAUUGGCAACUAUGCCUACGUUACAGGCCACCCCAUGAAACCGCACCGGAUACGUUUGGCGCACUCUUUGGUGAUGAACUACAACGUCUACAAGUUUCUCGAGAUUUACCGUGCGAAACCAGCUGUCACGAGCGAGAUGACACAAUUCCACACAGACGAGUAUAUCGAGUUUCUGCAAAAAGUUACUCCCGACAACAUGGACUCCUUUAUGAGAGAACAAGGCAAAUACAAUGUCGGGGACGAUUGCCCAGUAUUCGAUGGACUCUUUGAGUUUUGCGGCAUCAGCGCUGGCGGUUCCAUGGAAGGCGCGGCAAGGUUGAACAGAGAAAAGUGCGACAUCGCAAUCAACUGGGCGGGUGGCCUGCAUCACGCGAAAAAAAGCGAGGCUAGCGGCUUCUGCUAUGUCAAUGAUAUCGUGCUUGCGAUCCUCGAGCUGCUCCGGUUCAAAAAGCGUGUUCUGUACAUCGACAUCGACGUUCACCAUGGUGACGGUGUCGAGGAGGCCUUCUACACCACUGACCGUGUCAUGACGGUUUCAUUCCACAAGUACGGAGAAUACUUUCCUGGUACUGGCGAGCUUAGGGACAUUGGCAUUGGCACCGGCAAGCAUUACGCCGUUAAUUUCCCUCUUCGCGACGGCAUCGACGACGUCGCGUAUGAAACCAUCUUUGAGCCCGUGAUCACGAACGUGAUGCAAUAUUACCAACCUGAGGCUGUGGUCCUUCAGUGCGGCGGAGACUCUCUCUCUGGUGAUCGUCUCGGCUGCUUCAACCUCAGUAUGCGCGGACAUGCGAACUGCGUCAACUUUGUUCGCGGCUUCAACUUGCCAACUCUGGUUCUCGGAGGCGGUGGGUACACCAUGCGCAACGUCGCCCGCACAUGGGCUUACGAGACGGGCCGCUUGGUCGGCGUUGAGAUGGAUCGAGUACUGCCAUUUAAUGAAUAUUACGAGUACUACGGUCCGGAUUACGAGCUGGAUGUGCGAAAUUCCAAUAUGGAAAACGCAAACAGCUACGAAUACCUGGAGAAGAUCAAGAUUCAGGUCAUCGAGAAUCUAAAACGCACAGCCCCUGUCCCUUCCGUCCAGAUGCAGGAUGUACCGCGCCAGUCAAUGGGUGUCUCUGAUGACCAAGACGACGAGAUGGAUGACCUGGACGAAGAUGAGAACAAGGACGUCCGCAUGACCCAGCGGCAGUGGGAGAAGCGUGUUGAGCGCCAAGAUGAGUACGAAGACUCGGACGAUGAGGAUAUGGCAGCUGCCAACGGAGUCUUCAAGCUCAAUGGGAGGACCCGACAAGAGACCAACUUCCGCGAUACCAAGGAAGACGACACCAUGGAGGUCGACAGUGGAGUCGCCACACCCGCUGAGCAGCCAGUUGAGAUUACCGAAAACGAUGAUACUAUGAUCGACGAGGCCCUCGCCGAAAUCGCAGCGGAAGCGGAAGCGGAAGCACAAGUCAAGGAGCCUGCUGCUACUGAGACAGCACCUGAGGCUCCAACAGCAGCGGUUGACGGCGACGGUGACGUGGAUAUGGGAGAGGUUACAGAAAGCAAGGCGGCCGAAACAGUGAUCAAGACCGAAGAUGUCGAAGAGCCUGUGCCUGCCAAGCAGGACGACAGCCAGUCUACGGCUGUGGUAUCGCCAAAGAAGACCACGGAGGUGGCAGCUCAGCCAUCACGCACAUCCAAGUCGCCAGAGCCAGCUGUUGCCGCCGACAAACAAACCGAGAGCGUGCCAGAGGCCAGCGAGGUGGUGCCACCGACAACCACUCAGGACAAUACGACCAAUAGUUAG